Molecule: messenger RNA, 3120 nt
Organism: Grosmannia clavigera kw1407
Lineage: Eukaryota; Fungi; Ascomycota; Sordariomycetes; Ophiostomatales; Ophiostomataceae
Product: phosphoinositide phosphatase
Exons: 3
Coding region: 1-3120 (1039 amino acids)
Biological process (GO): phosphatidylinositol dephosphorylation
Cellular component (GO): endoplasmic reticulum
Molecular function (GO): phosphatidylinositol-4-phosphate phosphatase activity
Source: RefSeq, a predicted model, not a curated record
AUGCCGACCCUUGCACGCAAGGUCAUCAUCUAUGCUGCUGUGGACGGCUUGAUCCUACAGCCGCUCUUAUCCAAAAAGGAGCAGAGAGCUAGCCCCCCCGUCAAGGUGCGAUACAGCGACAAUGCCAUAUUGCCCGCAUCUCGGGACCUUUGUGUCGACACAUCCAAACAAGCCACAAGCUUCGAAGCCUUUGGAAUCAUUGGUCUCAUCAGUCUGUCCAAGUUCAGCUAUCUCAUAUCCAUUACCAAGCGCGAGCACGUGGCAACUGUCAGAGGUUCUCCUAUCUAUGUAGCCACAGAGGUAGCUUUGACACCUUGUGCAUCCUACAGUGAUGCCAACGAAGCCGUGCGGAAGACAGCCCUACAUCUCCAAAGUAAACCCGCAAGUGACCCGGCCGACGAUGAAGACAGCAAUAGCAACAGCGGACAAGCCAGUGAUAGGGGUGACGCCGAUCCGUCUCUAUGGAUGACAGAUGAUAUCGAAGGCGAAGGGUCUUUCAGCGACAAAGAGAGUGCCAAGGAGAGGAAAGCGACCACCCAAGGCAGCAACGAUAUAAACAACAGCAUCGCUGAGAAUGUUAUCUCUCGAAGAGGCAGUUAUGGACGGUUCGCACAACGGUGGUUUAGCCGCGCUGGCUGGAUGCAGGAACAAAAGCGAUUGAUGGGGCUGACAGGAGACAACAAAGCGAUCGACAUCGAAGAGGAGGCCGUUGGAGACGAAAGCGCGAAGACAGACUCGGCACCAUCUAGAGACCGGCCAGAUGGGAAUUCCAAGCCAGAUCCAGCAUCAUCUGAGACACCUACAUCCGACACGUGUACCGAUACUUCCAAUGAUACAGUGCCUGGGACAGGGCCAUUGGCACCCUCGAUAGAAGCAGCAGAUGCUGUCCUAGCAAAAGACAGCGCGGUGGUCAGCUUGCUUCCCAAGCUACUGCGUACGACACAGAUGUUUUUCGGAGUAUCAAGGGCCUUCUACUUUUCAUACGAUUACGACAUCACCCGCAGCUUGGCAAAGCAGCCCAGGGCGCGUUGGAGCGAUAUACCUCUGCACAAGGUAGUCGACCCUCUAUAUUUCUGGAACCGCCAUAUCAUCCAGCCGUUCAUUGAUGCCGGCAUGGAUGCCCUUACCCUGCCUCUAAUGCAAGGGUUUGUGGGUCAGCGCUCUUUUGUGGUAGACAGUAACCCACCUCAGACAGACGACGAUGCCAAGGACUCGGUGGAGCUGAAUGACUUGUCGUACCGGUCAGGGUCAUCGCCGUUGAUGAGCGCGCGGACGUCGAGCGAAGAAGAGCAGCGGCCUUCUGAAAAACAGUUUGACAUCACACUGAUAUCACGGCGGUCGGUGAAACGGGCCGGCUUGCGGUACCUUCGUCGAGGCGUGGAUGAAGACGGCAACGUUGCCAACGCGGUUGAGACAGAGCAGAUCCUAUCGCCAUCGGCUGGCUACCAAGUGCAGGCUGUAGUGCCAUCUACACCAGAUCAUAAAGCAUACUCAUUCGUCCAGAUACGGGGCAGCAUUCCGUUGUUCUUCACGCAGUCUCCGUUCUCACUCAAGCCAGUGCCUGUGCUGCAGCAUUCGCCCGAUACCAACUUUGUGGCGUUGCAGAAGCACUUUGACGGCUUGCAACAACAGUACGGCAGUGUGCAGGUGCUGAAUCUGGUGGAAAAGCACGGUGUUGAGGCUGCACUCGGAACCAAAUACGAGGAGAACGUGUCGCGACUCAACGUGGAAAAUGACAAAGGCAAGACCAAGCAUGGCAUAAUGUUUGAGUGGUUUGAUUUCCACCAGGCAUGCAAGGGCAUGAAGUUUGAAAAUGUGUCACUCCUGCUGGAAAUACUGAACCGAAAGCUGGAAGAGCUUGGGAGCACUGUAGAAGAGAUCGGCCCAGACCCGAGUGGGAAUGCUGGAAGUACGGGGACUAUUGUGCAGCAGCAGAAAGGCGUGAUUCGCACCAAUUGCAUGGACUGCCUGGACCGGACCAAUGUCUGCCAGAGCUCGUUUGCCAAAUUCAUGCUAGAUUCGCAGUUAAAGGAGCAAGGCUAUGACAUGUUGCUGCAACACGACCAGGAAAACUCGUGGUUCAAUACGGUAUGGGCCGACAAUGGCGAUGCGAUUUCCAAUCAGUAUGCCUCGACAGCGGCCAUGAAAGGCGACUACACGCGGACGCGCAAGCGAGACUACCGUGGCGCAUUGACAGAUGCUGGUCUCUCCCUGACACGGUUCUUCAACGGAAUUGUCAAUGACUUCUUCCUGCAGACGACGAUUGAUUUUCUGCUUGGCAACGUGACGGAACAGAUCUUUGACGAGUUCGAAGCGAACAUGAUGACUAAGGACCCGGCUAUGUCGAUGCAAAAGAUGCGCGAACAGGCGAUCGAUCUCUGCCAGCGACGCGUGGUCGCAGACGAAUCGGAGGAAUUUGUCGGAGGCUGGACGCUUCUUGCACCGCACAACGCAGACGUGAGCUUGACGGCGCCGCCGUUUGAGGAGGUGGUGUUGCUUCUGACGGACGCAGCACUCUAUCUGUGCCGGUUUGACUGGAACCUGGAGAAGCUGUCGACAUUUGAGCGAGUGGACUUGGGACACGUGGAGCAGAUCAAGGUGGGCACGUAUGUGCUAUCGACAGUGUCACCGUUGCAGACGGACGAGGCACGCAACGUCGGGUUUGCGGUGUCGUAUCGGCCAGGACACAACGACAUCUUGCGCAUUAACACGCGGACGCUCUCGAACAUGUUCAUGGGCGACGGGGAUGGCGGGCCGGCGUCCAGCAAGGCCAACACGCUGCCGUCUAGCUUGGCCGAACUUUUGGGCAGACGGCAUCCGGAACUACCGCUUUCGAAGCGCAUGGCUUUCAAAGCUCUGUACACGGAUACCUCGCUGGCAACGUCGACGGCAGUAGCAGCCAAGGAAUACGGCGGGAAGCAGACGGAGAAGCAGCAGAUUGAGUCGAUCACGGCGGAAAUCGAGCGGCUGGUGCUGCUGUCCCGGACAGAGGCGACGGGAGGCCCAGAGCAGACGCCAGUCAUCGUCAGGGCAGACAUCGUCUCGCUGGCCGAGGCGCACAAGAGCACUGGGCUGCUCGGACAUUUGGGCCAUUCGUUGAAGAAGCUGGUCUGGGCAUAA